Messenger RNA from Ceraceosorus bombacis, 837 nucleotides. Lineage: Eukaryota; Fungi; Basidiomycota; Exobasidiomycetes; Ceraceosorales; Ceraceosoraceae. The record is from the annotation of a GenBank genome assembly.
AUGUCAUCGGUGAGCAGCUCGUAGUCGCUCGUUCUGAGCGCAUACAUGCUGAACCUUGCCUCCCUGCACGUCUCCUCCGUCUCACAACAGAGCAGUGAUGAAGACUUGCCGCUAAUGCAGGGCAAGCGUUGCGGUCCGACCGUCAGGUCUAGUCGUCUUAGCUUCGGUGAGUUGCUCUGUACCGCUUCUUCGCUCACGCUGACCCUUUACUUGGCUGGCGCGCACCAUUCCCUUCCCGCGUGAUCAGGUGCGGGUACCUACACCCAGCCGUACAACUUUGCAGAGACGCAAAAGCACCAUGUCUCUUCGGACAGCGAAGAUCUUGCGCUGGCAGGUGGGGCAUCUGCGCGCAAGCAGUCGGCAGAAGAUACGUCGAGGCGCGUCAAGCAGCGUCUGAACUCUAUGCCCACGUUGGGUGACGAGGCGGUCAAAGCGAUCAAAGACUGCAUCGCGCUGGGUAGACGUGCGCAGGAGCGCCAGAUUCGCGAGACGACGGAACAGAAGCACGCAAAGCGCUUGGAGAAAGUGGAGGAGCGCAUGUCCGCGCUUUUGGCAACGGAUUCGCAAGCGGAGGACUGGGAAUGCUGGGCUUGCAGCACUGUCCCGCAUUCCUAUCCCACUCGCAAUGCCGAUAACUCUCCGGCGCGUUUCAGAAGCAGGAGGCUCUUGUCGCUCAAGCAGCACCAAGCUUCGGCGCACGCCAAGAUGGACUGGAUUUGCACUCGAUGCGGCAAGCAUGGGCCUUCCUUUAGACAGGCGGCCGCGCAUGUCAACGUCACCAUCAAUGCCUACCAUUGCGUCUGGCUCGACUUGGAGCCUCAAGUGAAGGCCAACUAG